AUGGGGACGUCGGAGACGGUGGCGACGGCGACGCGCGUCGGGAGCGCGCGAGAGGGGUCGGGAGCGACGGCGGGCGCGCGAGCGACGACGCCGGUGCGAGGCGCGCCGCCGUUGCCGCCGGCGGCGGCGAGAGCGCCGACGCGGGCGCCGACGGGAGGCGCGGGGACGACGGGACGCGAGCGCGACGGCGGAGGGAAACCCGCGCUGGGGGGGAUCGUGCCGGAGGACAUCGACGCGGUGUAUCAUCAGAUGCAACACUUGGGGAAUAAGUGGGCGGACGCGCACGCGGAGGCGGAGAUGCUGGAGGAGGCGAAGAAGUGCGUGUUGGCGACGAUCACGCUGCAUUACAUCGGGGACGGUGGUACGAAGGCGGCGGCGGAGGUGCAGGCGUACGCGUCGCAGGAGUAUCAGGAUCACAUUAAACGCAUGGUCGAGGCGCGGAGACGGGCGAAUUUGGCCAAGAUCGAGCUCGAGAGCAUCAAGACGCACUUAAACUUGACGAGGACGUACGAGGCGACGCGACGGGAGGAGAUGAAGAUGCUCUGA
Ostreococcus lucimarinus CCE9901 is the source of this 546-nucleotide messenger RNA. RefSeq lists its product with no specific name. The transcript has a single exon. The coding region runs from base 1 to 546 and encodes 181 amino acids. The record is from RefSeq and is a predicted model, not a curated record. Lineage: Eukaryota; Viridiplantae; Chlorophyta; Mamiellophyceae; Mamiellales; Bathycoccaceae.